Molecule: messenger RNA, 6168 nt
Organism: Homo sapiens (human)
Lineage: Eukaryota; Metazoa; Chordata; Mammalia; Primates; Hominidae
Gene: NDUFAF5
Product: NADH:ubiquinone oxidoreductase complex assembly factor 5
Exons: 10
Coding region: 1322-1798 (158 amino acids)
Biological process (GO): mitochondrial respiratory chain complex I assembly
Cellular component (GO): mitochondrial inner membrane; mitochondrion
Molecular function (GO): S-adenosylmethionine-dependent methyltransferase activity
Source: RefSeq, a predicted model, not a curated record
GCAUGGUGCACGUACUACACUGCUGAUGUCGUGUACUUAGAAGAUGUGCGCUCAUAGCCCUUUCCCUCCAAAGAAAGCACCUGGACUACAACUUGAUUGAGGCCUCGCCAAUUUGUGAGACUAGAACAAAUAAGAUAAAGUAUAUGAGAGUUCUUUUUAUAAUAAACAUAGGGUGUUCAUAUUAGGAAUGACGUACAAGGUGGACUCCUGGGAAAAACAUCUACGCUCCCUUCUCCCUUGCCCUUCUCUCAAAAAGCAGGUACAUCUGUGUUUGGAACUUUUAAGUCCUAAGAGCAACUCUGGGGUGUUUAUGAGGGAAUGAGUGGAAUGUGGGGAAUACUAGACUCCCACGUCUUUAUUGCUACCAGAUGAAGCUAGGCCAGCAAAAGGUGGUGCUUACCUUAUGACUCUUAAAUUGGGAUGGGAUUGGAGCAGGGGAGGUGCACUUUCCUCAGAUUUGGCUUUUUCUAACUUGCGAAUGUCACUCAGAAAAGUUGUUCAUUUAUGAGUUCCACAAAAUUUGUUAGUCAUCAAAUAAUAGAGUUUUUCUUAAGUGACCACUUACAUACUCAUCUACAAUAAACCCCAACUAACUAAUUUUUCACUUUGUGUACCUCAUGCUAAUAUCCGUGGACAGUAAUGUGCCUGUUGUGUUCCUUUUGCUUUUCAUCCUUGUGAUCUUAUGUCACAUGGAAUGUAAAGGCCACAUAUAUAUAUGUGUGUGUGUGUGUGUGUAUAUGUAUAUUUUUAAGAAUAUUUAGUCUGGAUUUCAUGAAAUUGACUUCUGAAAUAAUUUGCCUCAAUUUUGUUUCCUGGUGGUUUGAGAAGAAAGUUCCUGUGGUGAAAUUGAAAAGGGGAUAAAGGGAAGUACUUAUUUUAAAACAUAAGUAACUUGUGGAUUGUUGAAUACUGGAAAAAGAGUGUUACUUCCCCGUUAACCUACGCCUCGUGUAAUCCUUCAGGUUGGAAGUCGGAUCGCAGACCGUGUAUAUGACAUACCCAGAAAUUUCCCCCUUGCUUUGGAUCUUGGUUGUGGAAGAGGUUACAUUGCACAAUAUUUGAAUAAGCUUCAGUUAUUCCAUUGCAGGAAACUAUUGGAAAGUUUUUCCAAGCUGACAUUGCAGAAAAUGCUUUGAAAAAUUCCUCAGAAACAGAAAUACCUACUGUCAGCGUUUUAGCUGAUGAAGAAUUCCUUCCCUUCAAAGAAAAUACAUUUGACCUGGUGGUUAGCAGUUUAAGUUUGCAUUGGGUGAAUGACCUUCCUAGAGCACUUGAGCAGAUUCAUUAUAUUUUAAAACCAGAUGGAGUGUUUAUCGGUGCAAUGUUUGGAGGCGACACACUCUAUGAACUUCGGUGUUCCUUACAGUUAGCGGAAACGGAAAGGGAAGGAGGAUUUUCUCCACACAUUUCUCCUUUCACUGCUGUCAAUGACCUGGGACAUCUGCUUGGGAGAGCUGGCUUUAAUACUCUGACUGUGGACACUGAUGAAAUUCAAGUUAACUAUCCUGGAAUGUUUGAAUUGAUGGAAGAUUUACAAGGUAUGGGUGAGAGUAACUGUGCUUGGAAUAGAAAAGCCCUGCUGCAUCGAGACACAAUGCUGGCAGCUGCGGCAGUGUACAGAGAAAUGUACAGAAAUGAAGAUGGUUCAGUACCUGCUACAUACCAGAUCUAUUACAUGAUAGGAUGGAAAUAUCAUGAGUCACAGGCAAGACCAGCUGAAAGAGGUUCCGCAACUGUGUCAUUUGGAGAGCUAGGAAAAAUAAACAACCUUAUGCCACCGGGGAAAAAAUCACAAUAAAUAUUUAUUCAGUGUUAAUGUCGUCCAGAAUUUUCAUCAGAAAUGGAUAGCUUUAACAUCUAAAAUUAUUAUAUUUUGAAGCAAGAAGCACUCUAAGCUAUUUACUAAUAGGCUUUUCAUAUAAUUAGGAAAACCUAAUAUCACAUCUAUAGUAACCAUUUCAGUUUCAUAUUGUUUCUGUUCUCAUAAGGAUACUGCUGAGUGUCUUUGCAGAUUCAGCCUAAAAGCAAAGAAAAUAUUUCCCUAAAAUAUUUGCAAAUAAUGUUCACAUAUGUAAAUGCCUUGGAAAAUAUUACUCAUGCUGACCUUUUACACCUUUUUCAUUUGUCAUACUGUUUUCUUUGCCUUGAAGAGGAACAGAUGAAUAUGCACCUUCUCCAGAGUUAUGUGGUUUUAGAAUUUAGAAGAGCAUGUAUCUUUAUUAAAUCCCUCCUCAACUCUUUUUUUUUAAAGCAUCUGAAUUUAACCUUAUUUCUUUUUUAUCUCCAUGGUGUGGGUGGGACCACCAUGGUUUUACACCCCACCCUACCUUAGGGAAGAAGAAAACAUUUUAAAGAAUACCAGAAGUAGAAUCACAUGUAACAGUCUCUGCACAGUCAUCAGUUUAUUGUUAAGCUUUCCUUUGUAAUUUCAGGGCUUAAGCACUAUUAUCCUAAUCCAAGUUCACAGUCCUGUUGUUGUCGAGGAGGGUUCAAAAUCAUUUGGAGAUAAUCAAGCUCAGACAGCUUAGGAUAGGUGAGAAGAACAUAGAGGAAGCAGGGAGAAGGCUGAGAAGCAAGCAGGAGUGAGCGCUAAGUGUUUUGUUUCCAGUUAGCUGUUCGCUGUCUUUUCCAUUUAACCUGGGCACUGCCCUAGCCUCAUCUUCAGCCUUCAGUGAUCUAUAAUAGCAUUUCCUUCUGUCUCCUCUCAGUCUCUCUUCUGCCUUCCUUCCCUCCUUUACUGUAUUAGCAACAAGCUGUCCAUGGGUGGGGGCUGUGUGUUAGCCUGUACGUAGCACAUGGGACUUUCCACAUAGUAGAUAUUCAGUUACAUUUUGAACUAAUUAUAUAACAAACUUGCCCUUUGAAAGACUAAGUUAUAGUUAAAAACCAAGAUUUGUAGGAGAAAAAGAAAUUAUUGUUCCCUUCAGUUUGAAAAAUCAUCGAUAUUUGAAACUGGGAUACGCUUGGUAGCUUUUUUGUUUUAACACAAAGUAAACCUGUGAAGUAGAAUUUGGCGUUUUGUUUUUUGGGGUUUUUUUUUUUUUUAGCUUAAUUUUCAGAACUUGAAGAGAGAGAACAACAACAAAAAACAAACUGCGCUAGCCAGGUGCAAUGGCGCAUGCCUGUAGUCCCAGCUACUUGGGAGGCUGAGGCAGGCAGGAGUUCAAGGCUGCAGUGAGCUGUCUGUGCCACGGCACUCCAACCUGGGCAAAAGAGGAGACCUCAUCUAAAGAAAAAUCCACCAAAAACCCUGUGUUUUAAAGUGCAAACUGAUGAUGGAGGAAUGGGUAAAUUCCAGGGGUCUAUAUUUCCAAAAGGACAUGUGUUUUUGUGCACUAAUACUUGUUUUUGAAGAACACAUCUCAGUGUUAAGUGGCUGUUGCUGAGGAAGGGGACUGAGGAACUGGGUGUGUCUGUGUCAUUCUGUUUGAAUGUCUGUCAGGGGUAUAGAAACUAGGAGGGAGACUUGUACUUUUCACUUUUUAAACUUCCUGUAAAAUUUGAAUUUUCCAAGCAAGAAUAUUACUUUUGCUUAUUUAAUGUCAACGGAAUUAUAUGUGGAUGGUGGGGUGGAGCUAAGGAUUACUCUACUCUGGCUAUCCCAAAAAAAGCUCCAUUUGUUUAAAAAAAUUAAGUAAAUCAAACACAGCUAAUUGAGGACCCUUAUUGUUUAAUGUGAGUGAUUGUAGUGAAAACACUUAUUUUAGUGUGUAUAACACUAGUGAAAUUAUUUUUGUAGUUAAAUCUGCUGGAAGUGUGCUAUUAAGCUUUUAUUGUUUGGAGCCCUCAGGAAACUAAUUUUUCUGAAUAACCACAUUUUCCAAAUGAUUAAGAGCUCAUCCUUUUAAGCAAUGAAACUUUUAAAAGGUCUUUAUCAAAAAUUUUUCAUAAAUGUUACAUUCUUAAAUGGUAUAUGAUAAAUAAUCAUCUUUUUUGUUGGUUUAUUUUUUUAUUUUUUAUUUUAUUUUAUUUUUUGAGACGGAGUCUCGCUCUGUCUCCAGGCUGGAGUACAGUGGCGCAAUCUCGGCUCACUGCUGCCUCCGCUUCCUGGGUUCAAGUGAUUCUUCCUGCCUCAGCUUCCCAAGUAGCUGGGAUUACAGGCGCGUGCCACCACGCUGGCUAAUUUUUGUAUUUUUAAUAGAGAUGGGGUUUCACCAUGUUGGCCAGGAUGGUCUCAAUCUCUUGACCUUGUGAUCUGCCCACCUUGGCUUCCCAAAGUGCUGAGAUUACAGGUGUGAGCCACCAGGCCUGGCCAAUAACCAUUUCUUGAUAACCCCACAGAUAAUAUCAUAAACUCAAGUUGUCUGUAUUGCUUCUUCCCAGACUGGUCCCAAGAAUGCUGUGGUUGGUUUUGUGUCUUUUCCAGCACUUUUCUUACUUGCUGUCAGUUGUCAAUCUCAACACCUUGACCAAAAUGAACUUUCUUGAGUCAUUUCUUCUCUGUUUAGCUAUAAGAUUAGAAUUCAUACUGAAAGAUUUCUAGGACUUUUGUAUUAAGGUAGGAAAGAGGAACUAGGUUCUGGGAGAAAGACUCCUUUGGAAUAAAAUUCAUGAGCUUUAUUGGUUCCUUUAACAGAUCUUCAUUGAGUUUCAUGUGCCAGGCAUCCAACUAGUCUCUGCUUUUAUAGUUGUCAGUCUGACAGGGCUCUAGUAUGUGCACACCGUGACACCUGUUGGCUGCCAGGAGACUGUUUGGCUUAUUUCCUGGUUCUUAGCAAUAUUCCAGGUUGGCCUGGAGAAUUCCAAAGGUAAAUAUGAAAAUGUAUACCUACAAAAGAAUUUUUGCUUUAUAGGAAGAAUUUGUAGGAUUUAUUGAGAUGUAAGCUACCUAUAUACAUCAAGUAUGUGAUAUGAUUGUAAAAAGUUACAGAAGUGUGUGAGUCAUGAAGUACCUGUGAGGGAAGUUUAUAUAUUUUUUCAAACUCUUUUAGUACCAUUUUCAUCCACUAGGUGGAAGCAAUUACAGUAUGACCUGCAUUAAAGACAUGUACAGUUUUUUGGCCGGCUGCAGUGGCUCACACCUGUGAUCUCAACACUUUGGGAAGCUGAGACGGGAGGAUUGCUUGAGCCCAGGAGUUUGAGACCAGCUUGGGCAACGUGAUGAAACCCUGUCUCUACAAAUAAAAAAAAAAUUAGCCAGGCAUGGUGGCACAAGCCUGUGGUCCCAGCUACUCAGAAGGCUGAGGUGGGAGUAUUGAUCGAGCCCAGGAGGUCAAGGCUGCAGCAAGCUGUCGCACCACUGCACUCUAGCCUGGGCAACAGCAAGACCCUCGUCUCAAAAAAGAAAAAAAAAAAGUACAAUUUUUGUAUUGAUUAUGUAUUCCUUAAGUAGGAGUGGAAUAAAAGUAUUUUACCGUGGAUUGGCUUCUGUGAAGGAAAGAAGUGAAUAUUAGUAGAUAUUUGGAAAAAAGAAAGAUAGUUGAUGCAGUGAUUAUUAUUCUGUUCCUUUGUAAGUUACCAUUAGCCUCUCUUGCUUAAGAAAUAUUUUGAGCUUUUUUGGGGAGGGGUUGUGGUUAAUGAUGUGAAAUUAAUCUUCAGGAAAUUUAUCAUAAGCAGACUUGCCUUUUCAGAUAUUGGUAUAUUUUAAUUCUCUACCUGAAUACAUACAUGACAGUUAUUUUACCAUGCUGGUUUAAAAAACAUCAAUUUGAAAAUACUAGAAGGUGGGGUGAACACUGAUAAGUUACUGUUAACAAAUAAGAAAAUAAUGCUUUGCCAUCUGUGGUGGUUUUAAAAUCUAUCCACAAAUUUUUGAUAUGCUUCUCUUUAAGACGGGACACUUCAUUCCCCUCUAAGUACAGGCUGAGUUUAGUGAUUCCCUUCCAACAAAUAGAUGGUGUGUCACUUCUGAGACUAGGUAAUAAAAGGCAUUGCAUCCUCCUUACUCUCUCUUGGAUCCUUCACUCUAGGGAAAGCCAGCAGCCAUAUUGUAAGGCCACUCAACUCCAUGGAGAAGACCUAGAAGUGAGGAGCAGAGGCCUCCAGCCAAAAGCCAUGUGAGGGAGCCAUCUUGGAAGCAAUUCUCCAGGCCCAAACUUCAGAUGACUGUGGUCCCAGCCAAUGCAUUGACCACAACCUCAUGAGAGACCCUGAGCUAGAACCACCUAGCUAAGCCACUCUCAAAUAUCUUAUCUACAGAAACUGAGAUGAUAAAUGUUUGUGGUUUAA